Messenger RNA from Styela clava, 6459 nucleotides. RefSeq lists its product as uncharacterized. The record is from RefSeq and is a predicted model, not a curated record. Gene Ontology annotation, molecular function: small GTPase binding. NCBI's taxonomy places the organism in Eukaryota, Metazoa, Chordata, Ascidiacea, Stolidobranchia, Styelidae. Gene Ontology annotation, cellular component: cytoplasm; plasma membrane; cytoskeleton. Gene Ontology annotation, biological process: Rho protein signal transduction; positive regulation of actin filament polymerization; regulation of cell shape.
UAUUUUAUUUAGGCUAUUAUUAUUGCAUAUGUGUAAAAAAUUCUAAAGAUGCCUGCUAAAGCGCCAAUGUAUCUCAAAGCUGGCGGCAAAAAUGGUGCUGGGAACAAAGGGUCGAAAAAACUGAGAGAAUUAUUGUCUGCGGACAUGAUCUCACCCCCACUGGGUGAUUUUCGUCACACAGCUCAUGUUGGACGUGGGGGAAGUGAUGAUAUGUUCGGAGAUACCUCAUUUCUACAAAAAGGAAAUACUUCGGAAGUUGGAUCUAAUUUUCGAAGAGGUGGAAGUUUGGGAAAGAAAGAAAAGAAGAAAUCACGAAGUCUAUCUCAUGAACAAAGUGCUACAUUAGAUCGAUUUAAAAGAUCAAAAAGUGGUAAUGACAAAUCUACGCCAUCGAAUGGUACAUCGUCACGCAGCGAUGAACAGCUAUCGCCCGUAUUACAGUCUGCAUUUUCAUUACCUAUUUUGAGCAAUGAUGAAACCUCACCAGCAAAACAUAACGAAGAUUCAAAAAAGGUUGCAAGUCACGUUAAUCAACAGCCAACAACGAAUGAUGAAAAUCAAAAAGUAUACAGCAAAAGUCACGAGGAUGUGUGCCUGUCAUCAGAAAUGAGCACAACCGAUGUGGCAACCACAAAGACGACAACAACUCCUCAUAAAACUCCGAAUGGUGUUACGGGUGGUCCACCAAAACCUCGACGCAUUAUGUCUUUCAAAACGGAGGCUGAAAAUAAUACAGAUGGACAAAAAAAUCUAGAUGUCGAGCCACCAACUCUUAAUCACGCUGAAAAACUAAGUCCGUUGCGUAGGUCUUCGGAAGUUCUUUCUGAAAUGCCAGACUUUGCUAAGAAAAAUACUGAAACACAGCGAUCAGAGGACGAGAGUUGGGGCUUCAGUUUGGACUUGGGGCCUUCUUUGAUGGAUGAAAUUAUGGGUAUGUUUGAUGAACCCAAGUAAGCCCCAUAAAAUAUAAUAUUAUACAUUGAUACCUUAUUGUGCCUUGCGAGGGUCUGAUUAACUCAAUACCUGCUCUUCGCGAAAAAAAAUUUUGUUGCUUUACUUUCUUUGGCUCAUUUACUUUAAAUUUAAGAUAAUAAUUAAAAAAGAGCUUGUUUUAAUAACAAUUAAUUUUUGUAUCAGUGUCGGACCGAUUGUAUUUUUCUUGUUACUGUAUGUCCUAAAUGUUACUGCCAUGUUAGUAAGUUUCCUCCCGUCCUACUCUUUGUUACUAAUAAUAAUAUACUAAGGUGGAUGCUCAUUUACUCCUUUUUAACCUUUUAUUUGCCUUCUUAAGUUACUUGAAGCGGACUGAGAGUUUUAAAUUUCCAAUUUUUGUUUUAUAUAUCCUUAUUAAAGUUACUGCUAUAAUUAUAUAAUUUUGACAGGAAUCGAUUUUCAAAUUUGAACUCAGACGCAUAAACUCAAAAACAUGUCAUAUGGUUAAUGGUGUAGGUCUGAAUCCAAAAGUUAGAUUUUAGGCUGCCCGGAAUGACAAAAUUUGAUGAAUUGCUAUUUAAAAUGCAUUUUUAAAUGAUAUUUUUGAAUAUAAUCUAAAUUGGCCACGUUCACAGAGAAAUUUGUCCAAAUCAAUCUUAAAAAAUUAUAUUUGAUAGUUAGAACCGCAAUUAAAAUCUUAAAAGGAUGAUAAUCGUUUGCUUGUGGUUUGUGAAAUUUCCUCACCAAAAAUAUAUAUUUGACGUUGUCAGAAAGAUUGAUUGGGCCAAGAAAUGUGCAGUGAGACUGAGAAUUAAAUUGUUCUGGGGUGAUAGCAAUGAUGAUUGAUUACAGAUUACCUGGCUACCGAGGGGUCACGGAUUGUGAAUGAGAAAAUCCUCUAUAGUGUAGCGCAGCGGUGAAAAAUUUUGGGUGACAACUUGAGUACGUUUCAUGUUUUGGCUUCAGCACAUUUGUGUAUGAUUUGGUUACAUUCAGAUAAAUUUAAAACAGUUUUUUGUAUUCAAAAUACAAAUAAUAAAAUGUCAUCCACAAAUUUUGACUCAUUACAAAUAGGUUUUGGAGGCUCACAAAUGCUGAAAGGUCUUCCAAUUGUAAUUUUGGAAAAUAAAGGAUUUUUGAUCAUUUUCAUUUGGUUUUGUGGCAUCUAUAAUCCUGCUUACAAGAUACGAAAUUAUUUUUAAAAUUUUUUGGUAUUGUAUUAUCAUAAUACGACACAUGAAUCUUAAUCCAUGAAAAUUACAUGACCAUAAUCUGAUUUUUUGCGAUUAAAAAAAUUUUUGAACUUCACCUGGAAUUAGUAAAUUGACUUUGCCAUUAUGAUUUGCCAAGUUAGUUUCAUCAGGAAGUGAUAAAGUUUAGUAUUUCCUUGCAAUCUAGCUGUGGUCUCAAAGGUCAAAUUGAAGUAGGUAAACGAGUUUGAAUAAAACGCUAUUCGUUAUAUUAAACCAGUGUUCUUUUUCCAUCAUAACGCACUCGGCCGGCCAAAUUAUUCGCGGCCUGCAAAAACUAAAAUUGAAAUAAAGUAAAAUUUAAUAAUACAGAAAUAUUAAAAAUAAAUAAUAAUAUUGACAAUACCUUUAAUUAAUGGGUCGCGAUAGAGAUUAAUAAUGAUGGCUGGUAAAAUAUCUUCAGACACUCAACUUAUGUGAAACCAAAAUAUUGAACAAAUUCGCUUGCUUGCAUAUUCUAACCCAAAUGGUCGAAUCGGUGAUGGUGUGUCGCAGUACUGCUUCCAAAUUUGAUCAAUAUUUUGUUUCAACAUAAGUAAGUGCUGAAAAAGAUUUUACCGCAACCAACAUUGAGCUGUUUCGUGACCCACCAUGGGGUCGGGACCCCAAGUUUGGCAAGUUCUGUGGUAAACCAUGUUUAAUGUAAGACUUUGUGAUACCAUCACCAAACUCGAUUUAUGAUUUUAGCCAAGUUGAAAAAAAAAAGGAAAUUUGAAGCAUAAGUGACUAUUUAACCAAAAAAGCGAAUGUAUGAAUGCCCUUAUCCAAGAUUGUGUUGUGUUUGAAAAUCAUUUCAUCAUCAAGGUAUUAUGAUUUUGAAAAUCUGUUAUUUAGUAAAUAUACAGUACGAUCAAAUUACUCGUCCACUUGACAUGAAUUAUAAUUUUUUCAUUCGGUUACUAGAUUCUGUUUUUCGCUCGCAGACCAGAAUUUUGAAUAACUGAAUCUUGAAAAGUAUAUUCUGUUUCUUCAAGAAUUUUAAAUAUGAUUGGCGGUUGAAUGGUUUCUAAAUUUAUGAAAACACACAAGAAAAUUGUACAUACAAAAUUUUAGCGAAAUGUCUAUUCAUAUUAUCCAUACUUUUCAGCAGUCUUUCCUUAUCAUUUUUGUUUAUUUGACCUACUGAGGUGGAAAUUCUAAAGGAAUUUGUUGGUUUACGGUUUUCACAAAUGACUGGGUAUUCAGAUUGUUAAAUAAUGGCCUACAUCCGUUUCAUAAACUGAAAAUUAGCCAAAAGGGAUAUUUUUAUAAACAGAAUGAAAUUCCAGAUACGGUAUUUACUAUUGAAAAUUUGAAGUUUAAUUUACUUUCAUUUCUCGAUAAUCGAUUCUUAUUUUAUCAUUCCCACCUAAGCCUGUCUCGAAUAUUAUUUUGAGCAGGAUGAAUUUUUCUCGAUUGUAUUGACGUGAGCUCAUUCAUGUCUGUAUUCCAUCGUUUGCCCCAACUCCACUCAAAAUGGAGUCUCUUUUAAAUUCUGGGUGAAAGAAUGAGGCAUUGCAUUGAGCAAAUUUUCUCAAACAAAAAUUUAGUACAAUAAGAUGGCUCGAAACUAGGCAUGUAUCUGGUCAUAUUAUAGUAUUUUUUAUUUUAGUAAACCUAUUCUAUUUUAUUUGGAAUUUAUUUUCUUGUGAGUGGCACCAAUUGCUUUUUCCAUACAUAAAUGUAAUAACAGCAACAUUUAUUUUUUAAAUGUUCAAACAGUGUAAUUGACAGGAAUACUAGUACAAUAUAUUUUUUGAAAACCAGUGUGUUUAUUUUGUGCUUACCUAAAUUUAAGUUUGAAAAUUGGUAGCAAAAUAAAAAGGUAUAACAUUUUAUGUUAAUUUUAAUCAUAUUUUGUAUUAUAUGUAUUGUACAUAAACAUUAUAUCUCGUCAUCGCGCAUUUUUACUUCAUUUUUGCUUGUGUUAUAUUUGUCAUUGACGUGCCAAAUUGCAAUGUUUUUUGAGCGUCUUUUAUGUUUAAAUUUUACUGACUUGAUUGUUCGACUGUAAUUUGAAUGGAAAUCCGUAUUUGGGUUAUCCGUUAUCUAGGAUUUCUUUCGUUUCAAUCGAAAUUUCUAAAUUGGUAUAUCAAGCGGUAGAAUCAUGGUAUACGCCAGUGGUUCCUAACCUUUCAUGGCUCGUGGCUCCCUCCUGUUCAUCAUUUCAGUGGUAUUUAUAGUGUUAUUUUGAUUGCUGUAUUCGAAACUCCAUUCGGUUCGGACAAUUCAUGCUCAACAAAGUAGAAACACCCUGUGAAAUAACCUUGUCAAGCUAUGAAACUGGGAAGAACAGGGAUUUUACUUCAGAAGGGGAAAAGUAAAAUCAGUUUUGUGCCUAGCAUCGUAGCCCCCCCCCCCUCCAACCGCUCUGUGGCCUCCGACUCGGAACCGCUGGUAUACACCGUGUGAUUUUGAAAUGUAUUAGUGCUUAUGAAGUAUUCUUGCUCGAUUUCCCAUGCACUGAUUUUGGGAAUUUGAAGGGUAUGAAUGCAUGUCACAUGCAUGCCCCAAAAUUUAGCCGAAGAGGAUUUUUUAUAGUUUCCAAAACAAUAUUUUUUUGACAUCAACAACUUGCUCCCUUCAUGCUGUUUCGGUCGAAUUAAAUAAACGUGAAGGACUUCUCCCCUAAACCGCUUGGUCCUUGAAUGUUACUGGUAAUUUAUAUCUUAACCGCCACAGUUUACUUGGUGCUGAUGUACCAUCAUUUGAAAUGGGAAAAUAUAUAUUGUAUUUUAAAUAGAAAAUUUAGCUUCUUUUAUUGAUUCGCAUAUUAAUUUUGCUUAUUUUCUCUCAAAACGCCUUGCCUGAUGUAUUCUUUUGCUUUUUUGAAUUAUUAUCAAGUUCACAUCAUUAUACAGUAUUUUUAUUACCUACCCCAUCAAUGGUAACAGUGUACAAAUUGCCCGCAAAUUCUCCACCCAUACUCUACAACAGUGGUUCUCAAACUGCGGGCCAAGUAGAACCUAUGUAAGGAUUUAAUAUGGCCUGCCGAACUUGAGUGAAAUUGUUUAACACUUUAUGCUUUUUGCGUUAUAGAUACCUCCAAUUGUUACGUCAUUAUCACAAUUUGGGCAUGUGUAUUUAGGUAACAAUUCAAUUAUGGCGGUAUCUUAAUUAUAUGUAAGGUACCGCCGUCUUGCGUGCCCUCCAUUCUCCCUGCCACAAAUAUCCUUCAGCUUCUAAUUUUGGCCCUUCGGUCAAUCAACUUUGGGAACCACUGCUCUACAAUAAGAAUUCGAUUACCGUAUCCAUAAAUCGUGCUCGGCGAGAUGUAAUUUCAAUAUAGGUAGUCUUUCAAGUAGCAAAAGGUAACAGAAUCGGAAAUUUCUACUCGUUAACCUUAUUUCGUUUUAUUUCUUCAUUACCCAGCGUUAACAAUGUUAUCAGAAUAACAUUCGGCUUGGAAAAUUGAGUAAAUUUCUCUAGUCGGAAUUUCCAAACUAUUUGAAUGGAUACUGUGAUUCGGUACUCAAAUAAAUACCAAGUCCCAUGUUAUCUUAUCACAUAUCUUUCACAGGGGCAAAUAUAUAACUCAUAUAAUAUCAGGUUGCUUUACACCUUGCUAUUAACAUUGUUUGUAAUUUUGUUGGGGGUUCAUGGCCCUGAUUUGGGUAAAUAUAAAUAUUUAAUCUAAUUCAUUUUUGACAUAACUUGAUAAGCGUUAUCUGAAAUAUUAAUUUUUUUUAGCUUCUUGGGAGAGAUUGUAAUAUUUUUUUUUUGGGUAUAUAUAUCAGGAUCUAUCUAAAUGUAUAACAUCCAGUGCCUUGUUCUUACUUUGUACAGCAGUUCUAUUACCUUAAUUGUAUAAUUGCAUUCCAAUUACUUUGCGUUAUUAUUGCCAUGCUCUUGCUCACCUACUUCGUUUUCUUCUUUAAAUUUUGCUCUGUUUGUUCUUGAGUUUGAUUCCAAGUCAAACAUGCUUUGGGAUUUUUUGUAGAAAGCCUUGCCAACACCCCCCCCCCCCCCACAACGCUAGAAAUAGAAUAGAUAAAGGUUGUUAUCAAUCAUCCAGUCAGGAUUAGGGAUGCAGAUUGCGCUGAAAUUUCCAAUUUCGAAUCAUUCCUGUACCAAACUGGAUAAUUACUAAUUUGUUAUUUUGAAACUGGCGGGUUAUUUUUCUCCAAUCUCGCAUUUUUGCCUCAGUGGUGGCCGCUUUGUACAAAAGAUCCAUGCGUUGUAUAUAUAUAUCAGCUGUACAGGAGUUUCAAUCUCAAUUUGCUCAAAGUAUAACUGUCUGGCCUUUCAUUUGCUUACUAACAGUACAUAUGAAUAAACAAAUUUUGUGAUAUCCUGA